GACGUCCCGCACCGGCACUCACUACCGCAGCUACCCACCCACCCUUUACCUUAACUCACAUUUCUCCCUUGUGAUCAACAACAACAAACAAAUCCGCCCGACGUUCCCAGCAUCUCAUUCGCCCGCCGCGAGAUGUAAGCUUGGAACUGGACGGUGCUCUGCGGCAAAUAACGAGAAUCAACUCAAUUGCUCGGCGAAAUACCACGGCGCUCGACCUCUUCGCCAUGGCGAUUCUCUCCCGAUACCUGCCCUUCUCCGAGGCAACUACAACGCUGCAAGCAGUGACAUACCUCCUCGGCAUAUCUCUCUUCUCCAUUUCUUUCCUCGUCUUCCUCAACAGCAGCAUAUCCUUCGUGAUUACCGACCUCAUUGGCGUCAAGGAUGGCGUCGGCGACAUUGUCGGCACUCUCGGCUUCGUAGACGAGCUCGUUGCGCUCGUCGCAUGUCCGGUCUGGGGUUUGGUCUCGGAUCGGCUCGGUGUGAGAUGGGUGGCCGUCAUCGGGUAUGCCGUCAUCGGCGCAGCAUUGCUUCUUUUCGUUCAGGCGAAGAAUGUCUACCCGCAGCUGCUCCUGGCGCGCAUUUUCUUCGCCGUUGGCGCCACAGCGUCUGCCACCAUGGUAACGGCUAUUCUGCCUUCAUUGACGGACGAUGGUGACAAGUCCGACAGCUCCGCAGACGGUGCGAACAAACCGACGCAUAAUCCCCGCAACAGUAUGGCCAUGUCCCUCGAGUCCGACAUGACCAUCACUCCGGCGCGCUUCCAUGGUUUCAGCGGAGACGGACAAACCGCGACAGCGAGUGAGAGAGAGGAGGCACAGGCUGGAAGGCCUUCGUCAUUGGCGGGCUAUGUUGGGCUAUUCACAGGAUGCGGCGCGCUGGUUGCGCUUUCCCUGUUCCUCCCGCUCCCUGCACGAUUCGGGGAGGUUGACGGCAUCACGCCUGCUACAGCCGUCGCCGACAGCUUCUAUGUGGUGGGCAUUGUGGCGUUUGUGGUCUCAAUUUUUGUUUUCUUUGGGUUGAGAAACCUCAAGGGCGAGGAAGGCAAGGGUUGGAGUGUACUAUUGGGUCUAAAGACGAAUUCGGACUCGGAAGACGAAUCUGACGACGACGGGUCAGACCACCCAACGCGGCCGAAGGUGCUUCCAUACUUCCGCCUCCUGCGCGACUCUGUGACUCUCGGUUUCACGGAUUCCCAGAUCGCUCUGGGAUACCUGGGCGGAUUUGUGGCCCGCGCAUCCACUGUUGCCAUUUCGCUAUUCAUACCCCUUUACAUCAAUACGUACUACAUCAGCAACGGCUUCUGCCAGGGCUCUCCGCAUGACCCCUCUCCAGAGCUGAAGAAGGAAUGCCGAGCUGCCUAUCUCCUUUCGUCAAUCCUGACUGGCGUGGCUCAGCUGUUCGGCCUCUUCGCCGCGCCGGCGUUCGGGUACUUUAACAGAAGACGCGGGCGCGUCAACUACCCCAUCCUCCUCGCCACGGCUUUCGGUAUUGUCGGCUACAUUGCCCUGCCACAGUUGCAGAGCCCGGAGUACAAGAACGUCGACGGGCGAGGCGGCAGCCCCGCCAUUUUCCUAAUUGUGAUCCUCAUCGGCAUCAGCCAGAUUGGUGCCAUUGUCUGCAGUCUCGGCUUCCUCGGCCGUGGCGUUCUGACUGCAGAUAUCCCCAAGUCGCAGGUCAUCGACACGGUCGAAGACUCGGCAGAGGCCAUGGAGACUUCCCCAGAGUCUGCACCUCUCUUACAACACAAUGCCAGCGUGGAUGCCGUCUCGCGAGUGCGGCUCAAGGGCUCCAUCGCCGGCAUGUACUCCUGGUUUGGAGGAGCAGCUAUCUUGCUUCUUACCAAACUAGGUGGCUACUUGUUUGACGCGGUGUCCAACGGUGCCCCGUUUUACAUGAUGGCUUCCUUUAAUGCCAUCCUCUUUUUUGCCAGUUUGGGCAUUGAUGCUGCUCGUUUUUACAGGGACAAGCAGUGAUGGUAUGACUUACGAAAUACACGUAUUAUUACCUUGAUGUAUCAUUAUUAUAUCUGUGAAUUGUCUAUUUAUCUAAGAAACAUACCUUUGC
Colletotrichum godetiae is the source of this 2064-nucleotide messenger RNA. Its product is annotated as major facilitator superfamily transporter. Gene Ontology annotation, biological process: transmembrane transport. The transcript is spliced from 3 exons. Bases 225 to 1973 code for a protein of 582 amino acids. The record is from RefSeq and is a predicted model, not a curated record. Lineage: Eukaryota; Fungi; Ascomycota; Sordariomycetes; Glomerellales; Glomerellaceae. Gene Ontology annotation, molecular function: transmembrane transporter activity.